Messenger RNA from Melanotaenia boesemani (Boeseman's rainbowfish), 2836 nucleotides. It is a transcript of the gene hsd17b1, whose product is annotated as hydroxysteroid (17-beta) dehydrogenase 1. NCBI's taxonomy places the organism in Eukaryota, Metazoa, Chordata, Actinopteri, Atheriniformes, Melanotaeniidae. Gene Ontology annotation, molecular function: estradiol 17-beta-dehydrogenase [NAD(P)+] activity. The transcript has 6 exons. Gene Ontology annotation, cellular component: cytoplasm. Bases 54 to 926 code for a protein of 290 amino acids. The record is from RefSeq and is a predicted model, not a curated record. Gene Ontology annotation, biological process: estrogen biosynthetic process.
UAUUCUUUGGUAUAUGCACUGUGGGGUAGCUGCUCUGAUCUGAAGGGAGCUCCAUGGAUAAGAAGGUGGUAUUGGUCACAGGCUGCUCCUCUGGCAUUGGUCUCAGCCUGGCUGUCCGUUUGGCCUCUGACCCCAACAAAGCAUUCAAAGUCUAUGCUACAAUGAGGAACCUGGCCAAGAAGGAACGUCUUUUGGAGUGUGUGAAAAGCCUGCACAGAGAUACCUUGGAAAUACUCCAAAUGGACGUGACUGAUCGACAAUCUAUCCUGGAUGCAAAAGACAAGGUUGUGGAAAAACGAGUGGACAUUCUGGUGUGCAACGCUGGGGUUGGUUUGGUGGGGCCCUUGGAGGUGCAGUCUUUAGACUCAAUGAGGCAUAUUCUGGAGGUCAACUUCCUUGGUACUAUCCAGACCAUACAGGCCUUUCUGUCAGACAUGAAGAGUCAGGGCCAGGGCCGCAUUCUGGUCACUGGCAGCACUGGAGGGCUUCAUGGUCUCCCUUUUAAUGAGGUGUAUUGUGCCAGUAAAUUUGCAAUCGAAGGGGCAUGCGAGAGUUUGGCAGUACUCCUGCAACACUUCAAUAUUCAUGUAAGUCUCAUUGAGUGCGGUCCAGUCAACACUGACUUCCUGGUUAACCUGCAGAAGGCAGAGCUUGGGGAUGCAUGUCUCCAACAGGUUGAUACCAAAACUUUGAGUCUGUAUGAAAAAUAUCUGCAGCACUGCAGCUCUGUUUUCCAAAAUGCUGCACAGGAUGCUGAAGACAUUGCAAAGGUGUUUGUAACUGCCAUCCAGUCACCCAGCCCUGCAUUCAGAUACUUCACCAACACCGUCAUGCCACCUCUCACCAAACUGAGGCUCACAGAUCCAGAUGGAACACAGUUCAUCAGCUCCAUGAGCAAGCUCAUUUUCUCAGCUGACGAACAAUAAUUUUCUACAUGCAUUGUUUUCAGCACAGCUUUAAUUCAGUAGAUGUUGAACUUAUGUCCAGAGGUUGAGAUAUAGCUUUUCCAAAUUUAGCUCUUGGAACAAAGUAUGCCCAUUAAGUUUUGUAAGUGGCUCUGUGUUCUAUUUUUGUGUCUCGCUUAUCCCUUAGUGGAGAAAUAUUUGAUAAGAAUUCUAUUUUUUGCAUCAAGUGAAAGCACAGACUUUGCAUUCCUCUUUGUUUGACAGUAGUCUGUCUCAGUUUGCAUAUCCUUACUGGCAUUGUUAUGCUUCUUAAUGCAUUCUUACCUUAUUGUUAAAGUGGAAAUAUUUAAAAAAUGUACUUGUGUAAUCUUUGAUAUGCUAUUUUAAGCACACAGGAACAACUUAAGGUCUACUUUGAAAGCAUAUGUUUCUCUAAAGCUCCAAGUGUUUUUUAAGUUGUUGCUGGCUAAAAUACAUGUCUAAAAUGCCUAAUAUUGCAGCAAAUUAUAUAAAAGCGCAUAUUAAUAAAUAAAAGAUUUAAAUUGAACUUACUUUAAUAAUGCAUUUUAUGUGUAGAAAAAGUAUAACAGUAAGUCAGUUACCAAUGUCAUGCAGUGAAAUUUGUGAAACUCUUGUAUCAAUCAGCACAAACAAAUACAUUAAAAAGAAAAUCAGUAGAUAAUGUGAUUAAAGAUAACAGAAACAGAGGAUGACCUGCAGCUUUCUCUUUCAUCAGAAAGCCAAAAAUGUCUGAAAUCAAAGAAAGUUAACAUUUAUCUCGUGUAAUCUGAAUCAGUACAGACUACAAAGAUGAUGUCAACUAACUGUUGGACUUUUCAACAUGAAACAACAUCUGAUACCUUUGUAAUACUUGGCUCAGACUCCAGAGCAGGAGUGUGUUCUGUUUUAACAAGAGACAGGUUAUCCUGUCUGUACAUCUACGUGUUGCGUUUCUGACCAAUCUUUGACAGGAUUGACUUUGGCCCUUAAAUCCUUCCCUGAUAAAGUGUCCUAAUUCCUUACUGAAGGUCCUGAAUUGGAUCCUACAUUACUGCAGUGUUACCACACAGUCACUUUGUAAAACAGCACUUGGAGGUGAAUUAGCCUCUCAGAAGAAUUAGGGUUGGGUAAAAACUUUUGUUAAAUAUAAAGAAAUUAGUUUUAUUUUUGUGCGUCUGCUUUAAUCACUGUGAACGUCAAUUCAAUGACCUUUAUUCCUCUGUAGAACCAAAGUCCAGGUUCAUCAUGCGCACACCUAUCCUUUAGCCAGCACAUGGAAAAUUCUUGAAAUGCCAUGAACCUGAUUGGUGAGUCAGUCACAAGUAACACACACGUAUAUGUGUUGCUCUCUCUCUCUCUCUCUCUCUCUCUUUACAUAAAAUGUAAACAGUUUUUAUGCUAGACUGAUAUUAUAUCAUGUCAUGAAUAAAGGCCAUUUAAGUAGAAUUAUGCAUUAGUAAUCCCUUAAUUUCAGACAGUAUAACUUGAAGAAAAUCCAACAACAGUUGUGGGUAGACUGCAACACAAAAUGUCAGUGUCUCAGUAACUUGUCAUGUGUUAGGUGUUGGCUUGGUCUGAUCAUGUCAAAAUGUGGACGAAAUGACGAAGAGGACUGUUUACGCAUACGUUCUCGUUGAACCAGAACAUUUAGUAGGUCAGUUCAUGGUUCAGGCACUUCUUUUGGUGUUUUUUUCCCCCUUUGGUUAAUCACCUUGUCAAAGAACAGUAUGUUCUGCAACAAGAAAACAAACAGUUGUAGAUGUUCAUUCAGAAAUUUAGAGAAAAAGUCUGAUUAAUUCACAUGUAAAGGUUAUAGUAUAAUCUUGAUCCAAUGGGAAAGUAGUCCCAAAAUUUUGAGUGGUAGUGUAUGAUAAUGUAUAUAUAUAUAUAUAGAAGGAGAUAGAGAGAGAGAGAGAGAGAGAGAGAGAGAG